AUGGUACCCAUUAAUGACUUGAGAGCAGCCGGGGAGGCUGAGUUAAGGGAGGAGACAGAGAGCGCUGCAAAUGUUAAUCAACAGGACGACUCAGCAGCACGAGCAGCCAAGGAGGAUGGGACAAGUUAUUCAUCGGCAGCAGCAGCAGCAGCAGCAGCAGUGGCAGCAGCAGGGGGAACACUUCUUUUGUUGUUUCUCCGAGCCAGGAGAGGCACGAGUGUGAACUUGGAUUGGCUUUCAGGCUUUCGUGCAGCUGCUACUGCGCCCACCCCAGGCGCCACUGUUACUGCUGGUACUGCCAGUGCUGCUGUGGCCUUAGUGGCAGUAACAACCGUGACAAUAGCAGGCGUUGCGCUCGGUAUGCUCCCCUCACUUCGCCAAAUAUUGCAGAGUUGCACCAAGACAGGGAGCGUUGCUAGCUUCGAUACGACCAGAAUCAGCAGGCCAUCAAGCAACGAGCUUCCAUCUCGCAUAGUUUUGCUGUCGCUUGAAGAGCUGGUGUUUCUGUGCGGUCAUGUCAAAUGCAUGGUGUAUGUGGACCAUGGUGACAACAUGCAUACAAUGCGUGAAUUGGAUUCCGAACGAAGCUCGGAGCAGCAGAUCAAGGAACGAAGGGACGAGCCUGCAGCAGCCGCACCAAGCCAGCAGUUAGGGUUUCAGCGGACCAGCAACACAGGAGAUGUCACCAAGAGAGAUUGUAGUGGUGGGGAUGGUAACCGGAGCGGUAGUGCUAGCAGAGAUAGCAGCAGGGGAGAUGAGCAUUCCCUUGGACCAACAGCAACAUGGGAGGAGGUAAAAGCGCAGGAGCUAGUGCAGUAUGGUGAGGUGUGGAGGAGAGGGUUUGGGGCGAUGGCAGCAGUGUAUGGGCAGCUGAGAGGGAGAAACUGGGUGGUGCGACCGGGGUUGCAGUUUGGCAGCCAUUUCACAGCGUACCAACACCACCCUGCACUCGUGCAUUCCAAGGCUCAGCAACCCAGUUCCAACAUGGAACGACCUACAUGCCACUGUUCGCCUCGCUUCCACUGUUGCCAAGAAACUAUUGAUUGCAUAUGUGGAUGA
This is a messenger RNA of Closterium sp. Yama58-4, 1059 nucleotides long. Lineage: Eukaryota; Viridiplantae; Streptophyta; Zygnematophyceae; Desmidiales; Closteriaceae. The record is from the annotation of a GenBank genome assembly.